CAUCAUCAGAAACAAAAGACUGGCCAAGAACAGAACGAUAGGGAGCGAGGUGGCAGUACAGUGGGAGAGUAUCCACUUGGUGGAUAGAGAGACAGAGGGUCUAGGCUAAGGAGGCCAGACGAAAGAAGAAAAAGGGCGAGGAAAGGACCCCCCAUCGUGUGAUUCUUUCCACGUUGCACCAUCAUCACCAUCACACUUACUUUACAAUAAACCCUCCUUAUACCUUCUCCCUUUCCAUAAUCUUGGUAACCACUUUCUCAUUCAAACGACGUUGACGAUCACCUAAACGACGUAAUCAAAGAAGAAGAACAUACCUAAAAUACCCCAUAUACAUAGCCAUAAUCCCCCUCCUUUCACUUUCAACCCCACGAGAUCGUCAUAUGCAACGUACAUCUUACUACGCCCAACGUUCUCCAAGACAGAGGAAUUCAACUCCUUAUCCUAAUCGACCACGACCUUUAUCUCAGUUGGAUCAACAGCAACAACCUCAACAGCAGUAUCAGCAACAACAACAACCGUACCCUCAACCUCAAAUGAACCCUUAUAUGAUGCAAGGGAUGGGAGGUAUGCAACCUGGUAUGGGAAUGGGAAUGGGGAUGCAACCUGGAAUGGGAGGAAUGGGUGGGAUGGGAGGAAUGAAUGGGAUGCAAGGACAAAUGAAUCAAGGGUAUGGUAAUGCUUAUCGUCAAUUGGGAUACGAUUAUCAACUCCCCGUUUUGACAUAUAAACCUGAAGCUAAUUGGGGUGCUUGGGACUUUGCCACGGCACAGUAUGGUGGACGAAACCUCGAUAGAAAUAUGUUUGAUGAGAUUAUCUCAUCCGUCACAAAUUUCUUCAACAAUCGUCAUCUCUCCGAACACGCCGCUCGAGAGGCUCAUUACAAAGUAUACAGCCAGAAUUUGGGCCAAGAAUCCAAUAACAAGCAAUUAGGAGGUGCAGCGGCUUAUCAAGCUUUCUUAAUCUGGGAUAGGGAUCAUUAUUCUGCCUAUCAUAGUAACCCCACUGAACAAAAUCGGGAACGACUCGUAGGUUUGGCUGUUGCUGAACUAUUCCGAUUAUGGGACGCUAUAGUUCCUAAUUCCUCAAGAACGGACCGAGCCACAGCGGCACAGUUCGCAGCUGCUACUGCUAAAUGGUUAUUUGACCGGAUGGGAGGUAUGGGCGGUAUGGGACAGAUGGGCGGUAUGGGUGGUAUGGGUCAGAUGGGUCAGAUGGGAGGCAUGGGAAUGGGAGGUAUGGGUCAAAUGGGAGGCAUGGGGAUGGGUGGUAUGGGCGGUAUGGGAGGUAUGGGUCCAGGUCAGAUGGGUAUGCCAGGUUUGGGGAUGGCUCAACCUGGCUAUGGAGCCAUGGGGAUGCCGGGGGCUCUGGGCUCGAACAUGGGUUUGCAGAUGGGUCAAAUACCUAUGGGAGGAGGAAUGGGAGGAAUUGGGGAAGCACAAGCUGCUCCAGGGAUGCACCCGUACACUUACGGAGCACAAUCCGGCGUUGCUUGGGGUAAUCAACCCAUUGAUCACAUGGCCAAUCCCACGUUCCUAGGCGGUCCUCAGAGACAAAUGUACGGAUACGGAGCCCCUCGAUACUUUUAA
Tremella mesenterica DSM 1558 is the source of this 1586-nucleotide messenger RNA. RefSeq lists its product as uncharacterized. The transcript is spliced from 9 exons. The coding region runs from base 381 to 1586 and encodes 401 amino acids. The record is from RefSeq and is a predicted model, not a curated record. NCBI's taxonomy places the organism in Eukaryota, Fungi, Basidiomycota, Tremellomycetes, Tremellales, Tremellaceae.